AUGCUCACCACCGCGCCCUACCUGCGCACGCGGCGGCCCUCGCCCACCACCGCCGAGUUCAUCGUGUCGACGCUGGCGCCGCCGACGCCGGCGCGGCGUCUCGCGCUCGCGGGCGUGUACCUCUUGCGGCUGGCGCUGGCGCUGGGCGUGCUGCUGCUCGCGUACGCGAGCUGGGCGCAGAGCCCGUACGCGCCCACCACCACCACCACCACCACCGCCGCCGCCUCCUCCUCGCCGUUCUCGCGGGCGCGCGGGGCGCUGGACGCGGCGCUGGGCGCGACGGCGGCGGGGCGGGCGGUGGCGCGGGCGGCGGGGGCGGUGCCGGGGUGGGCGCUGGGGCCGGGGGCGGCGGCGGCGCUGUGGGCGCUGUCGCGGCGGGUCGGGGCCGAGGAGCGGCUGCUGGUGCUGCGCGGGCUGGGCAUCCAGACGCGGUCGAGCGGGGCGUCGGUGCUGGCGGCGCUGGCGGCGGCCGACGGCGGCAGCCGCACCCGCUUCGUCCCCACCGCCAAGAUCGUCGACGUCCUCCUCCACGAGGCCUUCCGCGGCUUCGAGGUCCGCCACUACCUCGCCGUCGUCGUCGACGGCGAGGACGACCUCCUCCUCGUCUUCCCCCGCCUCCUCCCCCGCCCCCGCAUCCUCGAGGCCGUCUGGCGCGGCGUCCGCGAGUGCCUCUACGACACCGAUGCUCCGCCUCCUCGCGCCCCCGCCGCCUCCCUGCCCCCGCCCGAGGGCGCUCGAGUCUGGAAGGCCCGCCGCCGGGAUCUGCAGGUCGAGUAG
This is a messenger RNA of Durotheca rogersii, 777 nucleotides long. RefSeq names its product GPI-GlcNAc transferase complex, PIG-H component-domain-containing protein. The record is from RefSeq and is a predicted model, not a curated record. Gene Ontology annotation, cellular component: glycosylphosphatidylinositol-N-acetylglucosaminyltransferase (GPI-GnT) complex. The transcript has a single exon. Gene Ontology annotation, biological process: GPI anchor biosynthetic process. NCBI's taxonomy places the organism in Eukaryota, Fungi, Ascomycota, Sordariomycetes, Xylariales, Xylariaceae. The coding region runs from base 1 to 777 and encodes 258 amino acids.